This is a messenger RNA of Closterium sp. Naga37s-1, 1416 nucleotides long. The record is from the annotation of a GenBank genome assembly. NCBI's taxonomy places the organism in Eukaryota, Viridiplantae, Streptophyta, Zygnematophyceae, Desmidiales, Closteriaceae.
AUGGCGGCCACGAGUGUCGCAUCACGCACCUCCAUGUUUCUGUCUCCUGCUCAGACCAGCCUGAAGGCUCAAGCUGCAGGCCUGCAGGACUGGACUGACGGAUCCUUGAGAAGUGUUUCUCUCCGCAAGAACAGCGUCGCUGUCACUAAAGCUCAGACUGUCCAGAAGAAGGCUAGUAGAGGACCCCUGGUGGUGAAGGCAGUGGUUCCUAAGAAUCUGGUGGAUGUUAGCACCAUUGAUGAGCAGAAGUUCGAGGCAUUGGUGCUGCGACGGGUGGUGUUCGGUCAUGAUGACUGGAAGAAACACAAAUCAAGCGGCCGGUACUUCCGUCACAUGAAGACCAUGUUUACGUCUAAGGUUAUCGGCGCGCUCGGACCCGCGGUUUCCGUGAUGACUGGAAUCGCAGCCGGUGUGGUGGGGUGGAAUGAGCUGGUCACGAUGGGUGCAUUGCCCGAGUGGGUCCCCGUGCUACACAUGUCCAACCUCCCGUACACCCUCACCGCACCUGCUCUCGCCUUCCUUCUCGUCUUCCGGACCAAUGCCAGCUAUGGCCGUUUCGACGAGGCUCGCAAGAUGUGGGGGCUCAUGCUGAAUCGCACGCGCGACAUCACGCGACAGGCGCUGUCGUACAUGGCUCGCGACCAGUACACGUACGAGUACCCCAAGCGCGCUCAAUUCAUCCGCCACCUGCAGGCGUUCGCCCUCACCUACAAGCACCACUUCCUGCAAGAAGGCUCUCUGGAGGAAGACCUUCGUCAAUUCACCACUCUGUCCGACGGGGAGAUCGCAGGGAUACUGGGGGCGACCCACCGGCCCAACUACGUGCUUCAGAUGAUGUCGGAGUGCAUGCGCUCGUGCCACAUGGACCCAAUGCACCGCGUGGCCAUGGAGGCCAAUUUCGCGACAUUCGCGGAUGACAUCGGAGGCAGCGAGCGUCUCUUCAAGACGCCCAUCCCGCUCUCCUACACGCGCCUCACCUCGCGCUUCCUCGUCCUCUACCACAUGUUCCUGCCUUUCGCCCUCUGGGACCCCCUCGGCUGGCUCACCAUCCCUGUGACUGCCACGUGUGCGGCCAUCUUUUUCUGCAUUGAGGAGGUCGGAGUGCUCAUUGAGAACCCCUUCCCCAUCCUGGCGCUCGACGUCAUCGCUCAAUCAGCACGGAACAAUGCUGGUGAGCUCGUGUCGCUGCAUGAGGGCAUGCGCAACCUAGUGGUGGAGGACGAUUUGGAGAUGAAGAUGCUGUCAGCAGUCUCCCAAGAAGCACUGCUGCCUCAUGCGCCUCAGUACGUACCUGAGCCCGAACCCGAGUACCAGUCUGACUGGGAUGAAGACGCAGCUGCUCUUGUCACCACCCCCACCCCGCCUCCUCCUACCCCCAAUGGUCCCAUUGCUGCUCGUGGCCCUUACAGCAUGUGA